CCCCCCACCACCCCCCCAAUGGCCUCAGUAGCACGGUAUCUGGGCCGUCCGGCCCAACUCCUCGUCCGUCGGGGCCAGUUCCCCUUGACCGUGCCAUUCCGCCCAUUCUCCGUCUCCCGCCGCACCCUCAUGCCCAAGGACCCGGACUUUCUACCAGAGCCCCGGGAACUGCGUCCGGAAGAGCUGCCCCCGGCACCCGAUUACUCGCCGGACGACCUGCCGAAGGAGGUGCGCGCCCAAUACGAUGCAAUGUCGCUCACGGAGCGCGAGGAGUUCGACAAGUUCAACCGCGACAUGGUGGCCGAGUACAACAACAUUGGCAGGCGGGUGGCCAUCUUCGACGAGUUCGACCGCCAACUCAACCAGAUCGACCGCGACAUCCCGCUGCACUUCGACGAUCAGCCGCUAAGUAAGAAGGGCAAUGGAUUCUGGGCUGCAGAUGAGGAGGAUGAUGAAUUCGCCGUGGACCUGGACAACGACGAGCAUUUCAACGACGACGAGAUCACGAGCAUGGCUCACGCCGAACUCGAACUGCACCGCGAGAUUCGAGAGUAUACUCGUAUCGCGGCCUGGGUGAUGCCUUCACUGAGUGCACUCGCCCAACCCUUCACCCUCCCUCCUUCCACCCACAUCCUCCGCUUCCGCUACACAACCUACAUGGGCGAGCAACACCCGUCGGAACCGAAGGUCGUCGUCGAACUGUGCUCCAAAGAUCUAACGCCCACGUACCUGACGGAACCGCAACGCCAAACCUUCCUGAAGCUGGUCGGAACCCGCUACAACCCGCAGACGGACAUCGUGCGCAUCUCAUGCGAGAAGUUCGGCGCCCGCGCCCAGAACAAGCGAUACCUGGGCGACGUGAUCAAGACGCUGAUCAAGGAGGCGAAGGAGGGCGACGCGUUCACGGACAUCCCUCUCGACGUGCGGCACCACAAGCCCAAGGUUACCCGCCGGUUCCCCGACGAGUGGGUGAUGACGCCGGAGCGGAAGAAGCAGCUUGAGGCCCGGAGGGCGGAGAGAGCGCGUGCCCGGGACGAGGAGCUGAAGCCCCCCGUGCAUGGAAACCAGAUCGUUCUGGAUGCUAUCCAGUCCCUGCCGGCGUUGAACUCGUCUAUGGUUGCUAGAGCGACGCAGGAGCGCGAGAAGGUCGCUAUAAAGGUCAAUGCCAAGUCACAGAAGAAGAGACUUCGCUGAGAUUGAGGCUGAUUAAGGGAGAUGGAGAUGGAGAUGGCGAUGACACUGAGCAGGGGGCUCAUCUCAUCUCGUCCUCCUCUGUCCUGUCUCGUCUUCUGUCUUGUCUAUACAUAAAGAACUGAUGUGUCUGUUUUUUUCCCCAAGGGUUUGCAUUUCCUUUUUCUUUUCCCUUUUCCUCUCUGUACUUUCUGUCACCUAUCAUCCUGUCUGUCUGUUUGUGUAGGCUCAAACAAAACAGGGCGGCGCUAUUUCCUGCAUGGUUGUAUUAGAUAUUAUCUAUCUAGUUUAUGUCAAUGUACCAUAUUUCAUUUACUGUGACACUGCACACACACCACCUGAUUUGUCCUAUC
Aspergillus heteromorphus CBS 117.55 is the source of this 1544-nucleotide messenger RNA. RefSeq names its product mitochondrial 37S ribosomal protein mS35. NCBI's taxonomy places the organism in Eukaryota, Fungi, Ascomycota, Eurotiomycetes, Eurotiales, Aspergillaceae. The coding region runs from base 19 to 1194 and encodes 391 amino acids. The record is from RefSeq and is a predicted model, not a curated record. Gene Ontology annotation, biological process: mitochondrial translation. The transcript has 2 exons. Gene Ontology annotation, cellular component: mitochondrial small ribosomal subunit. Gene Ontology annotation, molecular function: structural constituent of ribosome.